GGACGCAGAGCGCUCCAACAUCCUCAAGAAUGAGAAUGAGAGCAAGGCCGUCAGCGCGCAGCUCAUGGCCGCGAGGGAGAAGGGCGACGAGCUGCGCAGAAGACAGGAGUUGCACAACCGGGAGCUCGCCGCCGCCCAGCGAGCCAGGCACCAGGCGGAGGAGGAGGUCCGCGAGCUGGAGUACCAGCUGCAGCUCCAGCGCAACGCCGUCCGGGAGAACGCCAAGCUGAGGCAGCAGCUGCGGUUCCAGGAGAACAUCCACAGGCAGCCGCCUACGAAGGAGGAGGUUGUGCGCCAG
Molecule: messenger RNA, 298 nt
Organism: Prorocentrum cordatum
Lineage: Eukaryota; Dinophyceae; Prorocentrales; Prorocentraceae
Source: the annotation of a GenBank genome assembly